UGAGGGCAAGAGCACAAAACCGUCCCUGUGAAGGUCAAACACAACAACAACUCAAAAGUUGUUGAAUAAGACACAAAACUGAACGAUAGGAACAGAAAUAACCUCGAGAACAGCAACAAUGAUGAUGGAUACUGACGAAGACAUGAGGACCAUGAUCAAGCUCAAGGCUGCUGACAACAAUGAGGUCUUCGAAAUUUCAUUGAAAGCAGCACAGAUUUCCAACAUGAUCGUGAAUUCCUACGAGCAGAAUGACGAUGAUGACGAUGACGGCGCUAUCGAUGCGAAGCCCUUGGAAUUCCCAAAGAUCAGUGGCGGCUGCCUCAAAAAGGUUGUGGAAUUUAUGAAGUAUCACGAUGAAAAAGAAAAGUUUAAGGAUAUCCCGUUUCCCUUCCCCAACGAGUCCCUCCGAGGGGUAAGUAGUUUGGAUAAAGUGGAUUGGAUUUAGUUUAUCUUUCGCUAUUGAUAAUCCAUUGCAGUGCUGUCAUCUUCAAACCGCGUCUUUCGCUUUACUCAACUAUAUCUUUGAUGAUCGACCUUGUGCGAUUCUCCACGAACUACAAUAACAACAAAUUGUGAUUAUGCCCACGUCAAUCCCUUUGAUACAAUGUACCGUAUUGUCAUUCAACAUGUUUCAAUGCAAUGCCACCCCACAUAACACGACACAACGCACCACAGUUCUUAAAAGAAACACCAUGGUACAGUAACUUUGUCAGCAAAGAAAAUUUGGGAGAAGGUGAACUAGGGAAACGCAUGUUGUUUCAGCUCGUAACCGCCGCCGAUUAUUUGGAUAUCAAACCACUUUUGAACCUGACAACCUACAAGAUGUUCUCGGACAUGAAUGGAAAGUCAUUUAAAGAAAUGAGUGAUUAUCUAGGCUUGGAGUCAGAGACGGAGUCACCAGAUUCGUCAAUGGAUUCAGCACGUCAACGAAAACGAACUAGAACUGAAUCAUAAUACCGUAAGCAGUGUCGUCACCAGUAACGAUCCGGUCAUUUGAGAGCCAAUCGGUUGGAGGGUUAAUGUCGACUUUCGUUGUAAUCACGAACCAUUUGUCCGUCAAACCAAAAUAGUGGUGGGUGACCGUGAUACGUGUGGGAACUUUAGCGAUGUUGUCUGGUACCUGCCGCAAACAUAAGAUAUGCAAUGAAAUAAUGCUUGUAAACUCCA
This is a messenger RNA of Pseudo-nitzschia multistriata, 1167 nucleotides long. The record is from the annotation of a GenBank genome assembly. NCBI's taxonomy places the organism in Eukaryota, Bacillariophyta, Bacillariophyceae, Bacillariales, Bacillariaceae.